AUGCCGGGCGGAAGUUCUUUGGUCGCCCCGUCAUUCCGCGACGUCUCCGUCGCCCUCCCGUUGGCUUGCUUGUUCUUUGCCUUAACUUUCUCACUCGCCCCCUUGCCGGAUUGCCGUCUGGCCAUUUUGCUGAGUUCCCGCACCUCCUUCCUCUGCCUUCCUGUCGUUCUUUAUCCGAAGUCCACACCUGCCCUCUCCCCCGUUCUGCCCGUUCCGCCUCCCUUCUCCUGGCCGUCCUCUCUUUCACCCUUUCUUUUCCCUUUCUGCUUGUUCUCUCAGCGGCCCAUCCUUCCUUUCCUGCUGCGUACUGCCAGCUGCUUCCCUCCCGGUGUUUGUACGAUCGUCGGCUUUUCUCUCCGCUACGGGUUUCCGACCUCUACGCCUGCCCCCCCCUCUCCUUCUGUUCCCUUUCGUCUCUUCUCCCCUGUCCCCCUCCCCCUCCUACCUGCCCUCCAUCGAUCCGACCUCCCCCUUCGUCCCGCGCCCUCCCUGCCCUCCUCCCCUCCCCUCUACCCCCUCCCCGCCGUCCUCCCCUCACUUUUGCUGCUCGGCUUUCCUGUGCACGUGCGCUUGGUUGCCGGUCCUUCCCCGCCGACUCUACGCGGGUGUUCUCUCUUCUCUUUCUUCGCUUUUGGCCUUGAUGGUCCCUUUCGCCGUUGCUCAAUCCUAGCCUCUCCCCCUUCUUACCCGUCCGUUUCUUUCCCGCCGUCCCUCCGGGCGCGGCCUCCCUACCCGCGGCGCUGCUCGUCCUCUUUGGUCCGUGCUCUUCCCUUGUUCGUCUCGCUUUCCUUCCCUCUUCUGGUCCACCCCUGCUGUACUCGGCGCUGUUAUCUCAGUUUCUGCUUCUUUCGCUCUCUCUCUCCGGCGUUUCCUUCGUUUCCUCUUCGUGGCCCCCUUGGGCUGGGGCGUGCUUCGUGGUUCCGCCGCUCGCUUUCCGUAGCCCUCUCCUCGGUCUCUCACCAUCCCCUUCGUUCCUGCUUCUCCCUUCGCUCGCCCUCAUCCGUUUGGUGCAUCUUUGUUCGUCCGUUCUCUCUGACUUUGCUUCUCCCGCGGACUUUUUUGGCAGCUUAUCUCCGCUCCCCUUGUCCCUGUGGCUCCCCUCCGCCCGCUCUGGGUCCUUUCCUUCUAUUUGGCCCCCCCGCCCCUGUCGACGCGUCUUGUCGCUUCGCCGUCUCCCCGCCGUUUUUACCGUGCCAUUUGCCGCUGCUGUCCGCUCCGCUCUUCUUCCGCCGUCGUUUCUCCCCGUUGGCUCUUGUCUUGCUGUGCCGUCCCCUUCGCCCCAUUCUCCAGAGCAUCGCGAACCACGUCCUGUUCACCAAAGAGGAGCACAUGAGGCCGUUCAACGACUUCGUGAAGAGCAACUUCGAUGCAGCUAGAAGGUUUUUCUUGGACAUAGCGUCGGACUCUCCUCCCUCUGACACCGUGAACCACAGUCUCUCCUUCAUCAGUGACGGCAACGUUUUGGCUUUGCACCGACUUCUGUGGAACAACCAGGAGAGGAUCGGACAAUACCUCUCCAGCAACCGUGACCAUAAAGCAGUAGGCAGACGUCCCUUCGAUAAGAUGGCGACUCUUCUGGCCUACCUGGGACCUCCCGAACACAAACCAGUGGCCGACACGCACUGGUCCAGCCUGAACCUCACCAGCUCCAAGUUUGAAGAGUUCAUGACCAGACACCAGGUUCAUGAAAAAGAAGAGUUCAAAGCCCUGAAGACCCUAAACAUCUUCUACCAGGCCGGGACGUCCAAAACCGGGAACCCAGUCUUCUACUACGUGGCUCGAAGGUAA
Molecule: messenger RNA, 1788 nt
Organism: Knipowitschia caucasica
Lineage: Eukaryota; Metazoa; Chordata; Actinopteri; Gobiiformes; Gobiidae
Source: the annotation of a GenBank genome assembly